AUGUGGGACCUUCUGAAUAAAUACCUGACAGUGAACACCACCACCACCACGCCCCCCCUGCCAUCCACCCUUGACGCCCCCAUUGAAACCCUGGCCAACGCUACAGUCGUGCACCACUUUAGCGUGUUUGAUGGCUGUGACGACAUGGUGGAAGGCAUUCUCUUUGACCUGACCGUGCAGACUUUCAACGUGGUGGUGGGAAUUCCUGCCAACAUCAUGGUGAUGGUGAUCCUCAUCCGUAACCGCCACCAGCCCUCCACGUCCGACAUCUUCUUAGGGUGCCUUGCCUUCAUGGAUUUCUACUUUGGUUGCAUGGUACCCCUUAUCUACCUAAAUCUCUACUACUGGGAAAGCAUGAAGAUGUGGUCCGCCUUUAAGUUCUCCUACGGUGUCAAAGACACCAGUGGCCCCCUCUUUCUCUCUUGUAUUUGCCUGGAUCGCUUUGUGGCAGUACUCUGCCCAAUAGCCUUCAGCCAACUCAAAGAUAACAAGUACAGGAUAGGUCUCUCUGUUUUCGUGCUGUGUCUCACCUUUGCCUAUGCUUCGGCCAAGACAGUUGGGGGCCUCCGUGACUUUGAAAAGGUCUUCACUGGUGAGAUCCUGGCAAGCUUCACCUGGAUGGUUUUUUGCAAUAUCGCCAUUCUGUUGGCCUUAAAAAGGUCCCGUGGGGCAGGCAAGGAUGAAAUGCACCCCAUGAAGAAGAAAGCAUUUAACAUGGUGCUUUCCAUCUUGGCUAUCAUUGUGUUUAACUACCUGCCACCUGUAGCUCUGUUCCCCUUCCAGGACUACUACCCGCCACAUGCCUUCCGCUGCUAUGUGCAGCCUGUGGGCUUUGCCUUUGUCAACAUCAGUAGCAGCAUCCAGCCACUAAUCUACCUCUCACGCCUAGAGAAGGUUCCCUUCCUUCCUGACUCCUGCCUGAAGAGAUGGAACACUUCUAAGGAGAAGCCCGAUUCACCUCCUGUUAAUGCUGCUUAA
Molecule: messenger RNA, 978 nt
Organism: Osmerus eperlanus (European smelt)
Lineage: Eukaryota; Metazoa; Chordata; Actinopteri; Osmeriformes; Osmeridae
Product: G-protein coupled receptor 183
Exons: 1
Coding region: 1-978 (325 amino acids)
Biological process (GO): phospholipase C-activating G protein-coupled receptor signaling pathway; positive regulation of Rho protein signal transduction
Cellular component (GO): plasma membrane
Molecular function (GO): G protein-coupled receptor activity
Source: RefSeq, a predicted model, not a curated record